Eupeodes corollae is the source of this 6070-nucleotide messenger RNA. RefSeq names its product patronin (gene Patronin). The record is from RefSeq and is a predicted model, not a curated record. Gene Ontology annotation, cellular component: microtubule minus-end. NCBI's taxonomy places the organism in Eukaryota, Metazoa, Arthropoda, Insecta, Diptera, Syrphidae. The transcript has 2 exons. Bases 602 to 5296 code for a protein of 1564 amino acids. Gene Ontology annotation, biological process: neuron projection development; negative regulation of microtubule depolymerization; cytoplasmic microtubule organization. Gene Ontology annotation, molecular function: spectrin binding; calmodulin binding; microtubule minus-end binding.
UUUCAAGGGAUACGCCAUCCAUUUAUAUAUAGAUAUCAGUAAUUAAAACGAGAAAGUGUCGCAAAUUUCCUCCAUAAACCUCACUAUUUAAUCUUAAUUUUCAUUUUACUAAUAAAUUUAAGUGUUCUUUUAUACGAUUCAGAUAUUUUCCCCACACAACUCUCAAAGAGUAACCCGAAAAAAGUGCACUAAAAAUUCAUACGGAAGAGAAAAAAAAAAUUGAUUCAUCGGGGAGAAAACUUUUUAUUAUUCUUUUAUCAUUGAAAAAAAAAAAUCAAAACACAGUUUUGAUUAAAUAAUAUUUUUAUCAAAAACAUAACCAUUAGAAACAAAACAUUUUCCAUUUUAAUUGAAUAGAAAAAUGAUUUUGAGGAAAUAAUGAUCAGCAGCAGCAGCAGCAGUAGAAGCAGCAGCACCCGCCGACGCAUUGUGUGACGAAUGACCUAAAAAUUUAUGGAAAAGAAAAAAAUCUUUAAAACGAAAACCAGCAGCAACAGCAGCAGCAGUAGCAGCAAGAAAUCAAUUUUGUUCGACAAAAAAAAACCAAUUGGGAAAAAACUGGAUACAAAAUUGUAUGAAAGGAAAAUAGAAAGAAAAAAUUAUGGACAUCGAAACGCAAGAAAUUCGUCUGGCCCGACAAAGAGCAUCUGUGAAGUGGCUUCUCUCGAAAGCAUUCAACAACCGUGUGCCAGACAACCUGAAAGAACCCUUCUAUCGCGACAAUGAGAACCAAGAGCGACUCAAACCCCAGAUCACGGUCGAAAUGGGCAAUUCAACACUGUAUUGCCAAACGCUAUCGAACUUGUACUUGGACCCGAAUUAUCAAAGUCUGAAUCACUGCUCGAUAUUGCAAACAUUAGCACGCAAAGGAGUACCAGUUAGAGAAUCUCCAGAUAUGCCAAUAACCGAAACCAUAUUAAUUCAAACAAAUCCAUUACGAAUCAACGCCCACAUAUCUGUGAUAGAAUCAUUGAUGAUUUUGUAUGCAAAAGAGAUUACAUCUGGCGAUAGAAUACCAAACGCCAUAAAGAGAGUUAGUGGUGGCGGUAGUUUUCAGAUGGCUAGCGGUCAGGGUUGCGAGCAAUAUCUUUUGGCUUGGAUAUCGCACGUUUGUGCUUCUUUGAAGAAGCGCAUAGCCCAAGAAGUCGAACGCGGUGCAACUGAUGAAAAUGGUGUCCGCCUCCAAGUACCAGACAUUCCUCCUAUCCGCGAUUUUCAAGACCUCUGCGAUGGCGUUAGUUUGGCUCUUCUAAUUUCGUACUAUUGCCCCAAAGUCGUUCCCUGGACAAGUGUGAGGAUAAAUUAUUUGCCAGCUGUUGCAGAUUCCAUUCACAACGUUUUAUUAGUAAGUAAUUUUUCUCAAAAACAUUUGCCAUACUCUGUUUUUCACAUGACACCGGAGGACAUAACCUACAUGCGUGGCUCGAUGAGGCCAAAUUUGAUUGUCCUCCUUGCGGAUCUGUUCAAUUUGUUCGAGAUUCAUCCGGCUAAGUGCGUAUGCUAUCCUGGAAUGGAUGCCCAAGUCACACGUUCAGCAUCUGAGAGUUUUAUUCAACGCAGGCCGACUCCACCCAGAGACUUCCGUUCGGUCGAGGAGAAUAACUAUCCUCUUCCGAGCAACAACGACGAGGGUUUUGUGGUUCACAAAAGCCGCGGCAUAGCAACUCUCUCAUCGGUGCAGAAUCAAGAGCCACUGGUGCCCGCCCGGCUGCGCCAGGCCAAAGAAAAGAUCAAUUUGGAAACUAAAGCGGACGAAAGGGGUGACUUCGUACCGGCUGGUCGACCCAGCAACUGGGAAGAUCAGCGACGUCCCAGUUAUGCGGGACGAAGAUCAAGACGCAACUCUUCUAGUGAGGAUUCACAGCUGACCAUUGAGAACUUUGGCGGUUCCCAGGAUCAAUUGAACUUGAUAGGUCGAGGAAUCGAAAGAGAUCGUGAUCGGGAACGUGAAAGAGAGCGCGAGCGAACACUUUCCAAUGCAAGUAUCGAACCGGCUGUAGCAGUCAGAUCUUCUAUCGCCGAUGCCAGGGGCACUCUACAACUUGGCUAUGAUACCGAUUCCGGUUCAGAAAAACAGGACCGGGAAACCGAAAAGACUUCGAUUAGACGUCAAGGAAGCGUUGAUAAUAUAUCGCCCCGCAACAACAAACAUUCCAACAAGAAAGAGCUUUCCGAUGGGGAUUUGUCAUCGCACAGCGGUUUGAAUAGUUCGAAAACAAAUAUUUACAAUAGUAAUUCGGUGGAGGAAACAACACCCAAGCGAAAGACCUCCUUCGCAGAACUACCAUCCAACACCACAACUUGGCAUCAACAGUCCGCUUUGCAGCAACAGUCCGACGACAAUGAAAUGUAUCCCGAAGACGAAAGCCGAUCGGUAGUUGAUGCUUCGAAAUUGACUACGAUUCGAUUGAAACUCGAAGAAAAACGCCGCCGAAUCGAACAAGAAAAACGUAAGAUAGAAGUUGCCCUUUCAAAACACCAAGAAAAGGUGGGCAAAGCUGCUUUCCUGCAAGCUAUAAAACAACCUUACGGGUCGCAGCAGCAUAUUCCUGAUCAAUUUAGUCGUCAACCUGUACAGCAGGCCUUUGGAUCGACUCCCCAAAUUCCACACGCUUUCAAUUCAACCCCAAAUUAUAAUUCCCAGCCAACCAAUUCCGAGCCCUAUGUACAACAUCAACCUCAUCCACAACAACAACAACAUCAAAUUCAACAACUUCAUCAACAACAACAACAGCAACAUCAACUACAGCAUCCACAGCAACUUAAUCCACAACAGCCACAGCAACAACAACAACAACAACAGCAACAACAUAUUCAGUAUAUAAACGAGAAUGGCCAAUAUAUUAGUCAACGUCCAGUGUCAAUGUCCAUGCAGAACCAGUCGCCAUUCAUGCAGAAGCCUCAAAACAGUCAGCAGCAGGCUAUGAUGUUCAAUCGUGGCGGCGGCGACGGUCAACUGGAAAACGGUGGCUAUAAUAAGCACGGGAGCCAGCAACUACACCACAUACAAUACCCAGUCGAGCAUACUCAAUAUCAAUCACACCAACAACAAUACAUCAGCCGUCCACCAGAGUACGAUCAUUAUUCUCCCCAACCACAAAAUGUGCGCGAUCACAACUCGCCACAGCCGCCAAAUCCAUAUUACUUAUACGAAUCGUCGCCGCAGCCAACACACCGAAAAACCUGGGGUCAGCCCGAGCAGGUGCAUCUCCAGCAGACCCACUAUCAACCACAGCCGAUACAGCUAAUCGACAUAAACGCAUGGCAGUCCCAAACUAUUUCGCCAAAGGUCAAUAGCAACGAGCCUGCUACAUGGAAUUCUCCAUCGAACCAUCAGACUAACAGCAGUGGCAGUGGAUUUAUGUUGCAUCAAAACGAAGAUAACGAUUAUUGUCAUCAGGAGAAGUCCUAUCAAAACUUGUUCCAGGUUCACCAGAAUACUCAAAACCGACAGACACCCCCCAGAGCAAUGAUGGCCAAUCAUAUGGAGAGCCGUCAAAUGAAGUCUUCGCCUGUGCCGGUCCCGUAUGACGAGAUGGCACCCCAGAGUAUAUGCUUCAUUGGCGAUGAGGAUGAUAACUCCGACCAGAUAGAAAUGAACAUCGAAACGAUGUCUAUGCGAAAGAUGGCUGACUUUAAUCAAAGCAUGCGUCCUCAGAGGGGUCUGAAUAUAACGAGUGGAAGUCUUACCUAUAGAAUACCAUCGCCAUCAAGACCAAGUCUAAAUGCAAACAGUUUUCAAGAUCCCCAAGAAGAUGCUACAAUUGAGAAAGGGUUCUACAUUUCCUUCGACAAUGACCAGCCAAAAAGACCGAAGCCUCCAUUGCGGGCUAAGCGCUCGCCCAAGGUCGAAAAGAGCACGGACACAAUUGACAGGGGGCAAAAGCUGCCAAAUAUCUAUGAUAAAUCUGAGAUUCAGCGCAAUAGUAACUUCGAAAACAACAAUGCCACUUACAACAAAUACAAAGAUGCACCCAUUCAGUUGCGACAGAUUGUCGAAAGUCACGAUUCGAAAGCUCUCGAUCGACGCCAUUUAGAAGAUGUUACAAAGAAACAGCAGCAAAUGCAAAAUUCAUCACAGCAGCAGCAGCAGCAUCAAUUGCAAAAGUCAUUCAGCUCGAUGCAAUUGAACGAGCCAAAAGAGAACAAAGCGUUGUUGAUCGAAACAGAGAUUUCCAACUUGAACCCAGAAUCUGUGGAUGAAAUGGAGCGUAAAAAGGAGAAAAUCAUGUUGCUUUCGCUGCAGCGGCGUCAAUUGCAGGAGGAAGCUAAAGCACGAAAAGAAAUUGAGGCAAUGCAGCGCCGAGAAAAAGAGCAAGAGAAAGAGGAAGAACGCAUGCGAAAGAAAGAGGAACAGGCGGCACGACGGGCAGCAAUUCUCGAACAACAUAGACUGAAAAAGGCAAUUGAGGAAGCCGAACGGGAGGGCAAGGUCAUUGAUCGUUCGGAUUUGCCAUCACAGAAUCAAGCACGCAUUCGCAUGCAAAAACCGUCUCGUCCACGUCCGAAAACCAUCCAUGUCGAAACUAGUUCGGUGGAUCUGACUGAAGGCUCCUCAACUUUAACUUCCAGUCGCGGCAAGAAAGGCUCUAUAACAAAUCUUGCCGACUACAGUCAGCGCUCGAAACUAACUAGAGAUCUAUAUAGAGGCUCACAAGACUCUUUGGCAAUGAAAAACACUGGUGCGGGUCGAGCAACACCCCCACGACGUGCACCCUCGCCCGGAAUGGGCUCAUCGGGUAGACACAUGCCUUCGCCGACAGGACCAGGUUCACUUCCUCCCGGAUUGGUGUCCAAACGUCGUGGCAUCGAGGAUAGUUCAAGUGAUAUAUCUUCAUCGAACCCAAAUUCCAUUAUGGAAUACUCGGGUCCGAAGCUCUAUAAACAACCAGCGGCUAAAUCGAAUCGCGGCAUCAUUCUAAAUGCCGUCGAAUACUGCAUCUUUCCUGGCGCUGUAAAUCGCGAUUCCAAACAAAAAGUUCUCGAAAAGAUUGCCAGAUCCGAGGCAAAACACUUUUUAAUUUUGUUCCGCGAUGCUGGUUGUCAAUUUAGAGCUUUAUACAGUUUUGUGCCAGAAUUGGAACAAGUUUUGAAAUUGUAUGGUACUGGGCCUAGUCAUGUCGACGAAGUCAUGUUUGAUAAGUUUUUUAAAUAUAACUCAGGCGGUAAAUGUUUCUCCCAAAUUCAUACAAAGCAUCUGACAGUCACAAUCGAUGCAUUUACAAUACAUAAUUCACUUUGGCAAGGAAAGAAAGUCCAGUUACCAAGUAAAAAGGACAUGGCACUCGUAAUAUAAACAAUACCUACAUAAAAAUAGAAAAAAAAGACAUUUUUCAUCAAUGUGGAAUUCAUAAUAAACAUAAAGUGAAGUACGAUAUUCAAAAAACAAAGAAAAAUAACAAAAACACAGCAAAACAAAAGAAAGAAAAAGAAUGUUUAGUUUCUUUUAAUAAGCUUUGAAAAUUAAUACGCAUUCUUCAGAAAUAUUUGCUGCCUAUGCCGAUCGUAAAUUAUUAUUAUUUUGUUUUUACUUUUCUUUUUUUUUAACAGACUAUGAUUUAUAUUGUAAUAAACAACAACAACAGAAAACAUAUUUUAAAAAAAAAUAAUAAUUAUUAUUAAAAACUAACAGGACUGUCGUUUAAUGAAUAUAAUAUAAAUAUAAAUAAUAAUAAUAAUUUCUUUUUUGGCCAAGUUGAUUUCUAUGUUUUGUGUUAUUCGACGAAUGUGGUUCCUCUUCGGCUUCUAUGGUCCCUAAAAUUGGCAAUGAAACACAGGAUAUCCCACUCACAACAACAUCUGUAUGUGAUACAUGACGUUUGGAUUCAGGGAUUGCUUGCGCGUCUUCCUUCGCUGGGAUCAUAUUUUUAUGAAAUGGCACAAAAACACAAUAGAAGAAAUAUUGAAUACAAAUUUAACAAUGAUAUAUAAUAUGACAUUAUUUAAAACAAAAACAAAACAAAAAAAAAAACAACUUACGUUAUUUGGUAAAUCAAAUUAUAAUUUUUGUAUUUCAAAGUUAUUGAAAUAUUAAUAAAUAACAAAUAUUAAUAUUAAUAAAAUAUUAAAA